Molecule: messenger RNA, 926 nt
Organism: Hippocampus comes (tiger tail seahorse)
Lineage: Eukaryota; Metazoa; Chordata; Actinopteri; Syngnathiformes; Syngnathidae
Product: natterin-3-like
Exons: 1
Source: RefSeq, a predicted model, not a curated record
AGACCCAGCCAAAGCCAGUUCUGUGUCUAUACCUUUGGCGCCGAAGCCCGGCGGGCCGCCGACUUUUCUUUGCUGGUCAACAAAGACGAAUUUGAGAUCCUGGAGUGGAAGCAGGGCCACGACGGUUCAGUGGCCUGGAACGCGCUCAAGACUUGCGAGAACGGCGACAAAUACGUUGGCAAGAACGCGUACGGUCUGGGCAAGGUGAGCGUCAGCGAUCGGGCCUUUUACUUGCCCUGGGGCGCAUACGAGUACAAGUACCCCAAAGACUAUAUGUUCUUGACCAUCAACGAAGACAUUCAGGAGGACCACCUGGAGAACGUGACCUACCACACCGAAGGCAUCAAUGUGGUGGAGCAUCCACCGAAGAUAAUGAAGAACGACAGCGUCAAAAACCAAGACUGCCUGGCAGCCACGGUCACGGUCGUCAUCACGACGAGCGACAACGUGGAACACAGGUGGCACGACACCUACGGCUUCUCCGUCGCCUCCAGCACCACCUUCAAAACCGGUAUCCCCCAACUGGCUGAGGCAGGAAUUCGCUUUAGUGUGGAGACAGACUUCGCUGUUACCACGGGCAACACCUACUCCGAGACCACCGAGCACACCGUCUCAUUGAGCAUGAAGGUCCCGCCCAACAGCAAGUGCAGAGUCCACAUGGUGGGCAAGAAGCACGGAGCGGAUAUCCCCUACACGGCGCCCCUCAAACGCACUUAUGCAAACGGCGAGACCAAGUGGACCACCAUCACGGGCAUCUACAGAAGUGUCCAGAUCUCGUCUGUCGAUGGCUUGCUGGACCGCUGUGAACGCCUGUCCAACGUCAAGCCUUGCUAAAACACCCCCCCCCCCCACACACACACACAUACUUGUUUGGACUCUGAUGAAGGUCCUUGUGAGAAGAAGAAUUAAAUGGAAAUAUCAAAGAA